Messenger RNA from Exophiala xenobiotica, 3629 nucleotides. RefSeq names its product trehalose-phosphatase. The record is from RefSeq and is a predicted model, not a curated record. The transcript is spliced from 2 exons. Gene Ontology annotation, molecular function: catalytic activity. Gene Ontology annotation, biological process: fungal-type cell wall organization; trehalose biosynthetic process; cellular response to heat. Gene Ontology annotation, cellular component: cytosol; alpha,alpha-trehalose-phosphate synthase complex (UDP-forming). The coding region runs from base 510 to 3296 and encodes 928 amino acids. Lineage: Eukaryota; Fungi; Ascomycota; Eurotiomycetes; Chaetothyriales; Herpotrichiellaceae.
CAUCAUUCGAUUUUUUCCCGCGUUCUUUUCUUCCUUUACGGCCACGUGGGAAUAAGAUGCGACAUCCGUGAACAUGUCACUGAGCUGCCUUUGUCUCCAGUCACUGUCAGGACAUUUUAUCUCUCUUGAUCUGUCGUUGUGUUGACAAUAUUUGUUCACCCAUCAACUACGUUAAGCUUGCAUUGUUCGGGACCAAGUUCCGACGAAAAGGCCAACAUCACCCAUCGUUCCUUCUGAUGAUUUAGUGGCAUGAGAGCUUAGUCCAGGAUUUUACAACUUUCUAAGAGCUUCCAAGGCCACUCAGCGUUCUUGAUUAGACUUGGGAUACCUCAGCACUCCAUCCUCGUUGUACCGUUUCUAUCAUUAUUCAUAUCUCUACCUACCCCACCAUCUUCAACACGCAGCCGCUGCAGCCUCUCGCUCAAUCAACAAACCGCGAAGCAUACUUGGCCCUGCACAAGCAUCGAAUACUGCAUCUCUCGGCCUGAUUCCUAUUCCUACACAGCAUCAUGCCAGCUCACUCCGAGGGAGGUGAUCGAGCUUUGCCUCCACAACGCGAUUCUACAAACGCAGAAACGGUGUCCUCGGACGAACCCGGAAUUGCAGAACCACCCGAGCCAUCAAGGCCGACCACUUCCUAUUUCUCUCUUCCCACGAGUCAGAGUUCGGCGGAGCCCACGUCCGAACAGAAAUCGCCCAUCGAAGCUGAGAGAGGCGCCUCAGGGAAGGAACUACUCCGCCGACUCAGCCUCGUCAAUCCAGAAGGUGCCGAUACCCUCGAUGUCGACCCUCGCACUGCUCAUCCGGCUCUGCGGUUGAGCGGAAACAUCAUCAGUGCAACCUUUUGCAUACCUUUUGAGCUUACUCACGGGGGCCAAGGUGAAUGGGGACUUUCUACGCGCCACGGCACCUCGGCUUUGUUUGAUUCAUUCUCUUACCUCUCUUCUGAAAAGUCGCCGUGGAACCACACUUUGGUUGGCUGGACGGGCGAGAUUCACAACAAGCCACAGCAGCGCUCGAUGAGCAUAUUGCAGACCGAUGGUGCUUCAACAACCACAAACCCGACUGCACAAGGGCCGGGGCCGAUAAACAGAUCUUCCGCGCCCUAUCCAGUGAAUGGUGCUCACCCACAGUCUCACGACUCCCACCCUGAGCACCUCUCCCUAUCACGCGCUGAUAGGAGUCGUCUGGAAAAGGUCCUCGCUCACCAUCCCAAUGGGAAAACUCUGCCUGUCUGGUUACCCGAUGCCAAAGGUGACACAGAUGACGAGUUUGUGUUCAAAGACCAGAGUCGGUGGCGGAGGUAUGCCGAGCACGAGCUCUACACGCUUUUUCACUAUCGCCAGCAUGGUCCCGACGAUGGCCGGGCGGAGAAAGCUUCGUGGAAUGACUACAUGCAAAUGAACCAGGCCUUCGCGGACAGAAUCCUGCAAGUUUACCAGCCUGGCGAUAUCGUCUGGAUCCAUGACUACCACUUGAUGAUGCUACCUAGCAUGUUGCGGCAACGAAUACCACACAUCUACAUCGGCUUCUUCCUUCACAUUCCUUUCCCCAGCAGUGAAUACAUGCGUUGUCUGCCAAGGAGAAAAGAAGUUCUGACGGGAGCAUUGGGUGCGACCAUGAUUGGCUUUCAAUCGUACAGCUUUUCUCGACACUUCAACUCCUGUUGCAAACGCAUUCUAGGCUUCGAAUCGAGCUCUGCUGGUGUGGACGCUUAUGGCGCCCACGUCGCCGUGGACGUCUUUCCAAUUGGCAUUGACGUGGCCGCUGUCCAAAAUGCCGCAUUUAGGGAUCCUGUCAUCGAACAGAACAUGAGGGCCCUGAAAAAACUGUAUGCGGGCAAAAAAAUCAUUGUCGGUCGCGAUAGACUCGAUACCGUCAGAGGAGUUUCGCAGAAGUUGAUGGCUUUUGAGAUCUUUCUAGACCGAUAUCCCGAAUGGCGCGACAAGGUAGUCCUCAUUCAGGUCACGAGUCCUACGAGCGUAAUGGAGGAUAAGGUGGAUGGUGCUCAUAAGGUUGAGCUCAAAAUCUCGAAUCUGGUUUCUAGAAUAAACGGUCAGUUCGGUUCACUGAGCCAUUCGCCAGUCCAGCAUUAUCCACAAUAUCUCUCCUCUCAAGAGUACUUCGCUCUCCUCCGAAUAGCCGAUGUCGGACUCAUCACUAGUGUCAGAGACGGGAUGAACACAACGAGCCUUGAAUACAUCAUCUGUCAAAAGAAUCACUUUGGUCCUCUGAUCCUGUCAGAAUUUUCCGGAACCGCGGCCAGCUUGGGUAAUGCUAUGCACAUCAACCCCUGGGAUCUAGGUGGCGUUGCGGAUGCCCUCAAGGAGGCGCUCGAAGUGCCUGAAUCACAAAAAAGACAUGAUCACGAGAAAUUGUACAACUAUGUCACCACGCACACCGUGGCUUCGUGGGCGAAUAAUUUCCUGAAGCGGCUGCUCACAAAUCUUACCUCCUUCACCCAAAACGACCUUACUCCUGCAUUGGAUCGCAAUCGCAUGAUCCAACAGUACCACGCAGCCAAAAAGCGAUUGUUCAUGUUUGAUUAUGACGGCACGCUGACACCCAUUGUCAAAGAUCCCAAUGCUGCCAUUCCCGCCGACAAAGUGCUGCGGACUUUGAAAGCUUUGGCUGCUGAUGAACGCAACAAUGUUUGGAUCAUUAGUGGUCGUGAUGCUUCAUUUCUCGAGGAAUGGAUGGGCCAUAUCAGCGAACUCGGUCUGAGUGCUGAACACGGGUGCUUCAUGCGACGUCCUGGCUCUGAGACCUGGGAGAAUCUGGCUGCCUCUAUGGACAUGGGUUGGCAGAAAGAUGUCAUGGAUAUUUUCAGCUACUACACGGAGCGCACGCAAGGAUCGUGGAUCGAGAAGAAACGUGUCGCAUUGACGUGGCACUAUAGGCAAGCUGAUCCUGAUUUUGGAGCUUUUCAAGCUCGAGAAUGUCGCAAAGCCUUGGAAGAUAACGUCAUGAAGAACUGGGAUGUUGAAGUCAUGUCUGGCAAGGCGAAUCUUGAAGUGCGUCCCCAAUUCGUCAACAAGGGUUUUAUCGCCUCUCGCCUCAUCCAUGAAUAUGGUUAUGCAAGCGGUGAUCCGCCAGAGUUUGUCCUCUGCUUGGGAGAUGAUCAGACCGACGAAGAUAUGUUCCGUGCUCUCCUCAAGACCGACCUCCCUAAAGAGCACAUCUUUGCCUGUACGGUGGGCGCCAGUAGCAAGCGGACCCUUGCUUCAUGGCAUCUGUUGGAGCCUAGUGAUGUGAUUGCCAGUAUCUCUGCCUUGAAUAAGCAGGACAAUCUGUAAAGCACGGGUUUUAGUCACCAGACCUGUGUGAAACGUUAAUGCGAGGAAACGUGUCCUUUGAAAAGAUCUUUUAUUGAUACAUGUCUGGACUGGAACAGAGCUUGUUGAAGAUAGAUGGCGAGCAUCAAUUAUGGUCACCGAACCUGACCAAAAUUCGUGUCCGUUCCGUUUUGGGAGUGGCCAGGUGAUUGACCCUUGACUGGAUACCUACGUUGGGCCAGGCGCAGAUUUGAAGGAGUAAACUGCUCUUAGGACAGCUAUUCAUGCAUACAGGGUAGGUUAGAAUAGAGCGAGAUAGAAUAUCUUAAUGAUACUCAUCCAAUGAUAUCCCAG